Molecule: messenger RNA, 417 nt
Organism: Pisolithus orientalis
Lineage: Eukaryota; Fungi; Basidiomycota; Agaricomycetes; Boletales; Pisolithaceae
Exons: 2
Source: RefSeq, a predicted model, not a curated record
AACCAAUGGCAACAGUGGUCACAAGAUAUCAUUCCAGCACUUCUCAAGCCCUACAUGUGCUAUCUUGAGGCAUCCCAAUCCCUUUGCAUGACAGUAGACCCCUCAUGUAUCAACUCACUGUUUGCUGUCUCUUCUUUGACCAUAUGUGACCAUUUUGUUGUUUGCUCAUGUGAUGCUCAUGUAUACCCAGGUUUGGAGGAUGUUGGGAUAAGCUACUGUGCAUGCACCCCAGCUCCUAUAUGCCUCAUGGGCCAUGGGUUAUUUGCAUCAUCUCCUGUGGUACCUACUCUGGCAGUUGACCUUUGUGUACUGGAGUUUGUAAAGAAGCUCUUUGUCUGGCUAACCCCAAACACAACUGCAUGGUGUGAAGCACUAGAAAGCUUCCUGGAUGGUCAAGGGUAUAGACUGCAGUUCAAG